AUGCGUGGGACUUUCAUUCUUUCUCUGCUUUCUGCGGCGCUGGGCGCCUCGGCUGGUCUGACCACUUCUAACCUUAAAACUCACGUCGACGUGCUGGCACUCGACAGUGCUUUCAACCCCGUUAAGGAAGCCUACUGGACUGGCUAUCCUCACCACCGUCGCACUCCUUUUGCGGUGUCUCCCGAUGGAAAGUCUGCCUAUAUUGCGUAUCUGGAUUCGAGCGAGACCGAUGUUCAUGUUCAGGAGUUGGAUCCUACCACUUUCGCAGCCACAGGUACUACUGUUACCGUCACUGGCGGUAAAGAGGCCGGAGGUCUCGUCGCUCACAAUGAUGGUUUCGCCCUCCUGACCAACGAGGCCAUGCCUUCUGGUACCACCAAUGCGCCGCCCAGUGAUACCCCCGUUCCUGUCUUGUAUCGCUACACCGAUGGCAAGCAAACCUGGAAGACCUGGCUGGGUGGCCCUGGAGUUCACGCUUCCGACGGUCUCUCUGCAUCUCCAGACCUGAAUGGAGACCUCGUCUACUCUGAGAGCGAAGAACUCUACGGCGCAUACUUUGUUGUCACUGAUUACUCUGGCGAUGCCUCCGGUCACUAUGGUGACAGCAUCCAGUACGUGACCAAGGCUGGCGAGCUGGACACCAUUACUGGCGCCUCCAGCUCCUGGGGAUGCAGCCACAACACCGGUAUUGCGUUCGAAGCUGCCGAUCAGGCUCCUUUCGCCAGUAUCUGCGCCGAGGACCAGGGUGCUAUCUGGCUGAACACCAAGGGACAAGGCAUGAUGAACGACGGCGUCAAGAUCUCCAACGAGAAUACUACCAACGGUGGCUCUGGCGAGCCUAUGGGUGGUAUGUCCGGUAGUUAUAGCGCGCUGGCUCGCUUCGCCGACACCACCAAGUACAUCUUCGCCUGGGUUUCUCGUGGUGCCAUCGACGUGACUGAGAACACCUGGAUGGGCGAUGGUUACACUCACGUCAACAACCGCACCAACGGCCGUAACGUCGCCAUCUCCCUGUUCACCGAUAAGUAUACCAAGGUCGGUGCUCAGGCUACCUCGGUGGUUGGCACUGAGGAUGGUGACAGCCAGGUCAACUGGGUCACCAAGGGAUCGAACGACUGCUCCAAUGCCCAUGCUGCUACCUUUGGCUCCAGCUCUGCCCUGGUUACCUGGGAAGAGAUCUCGAACCCGACCUGUGACUACAUUGCUAUGGGUUGCCGUGGACAGUUUGCUGGCACUUACUUCCAGGAGGUGAGCUCGGAUGGUAGCACCGUUGGCGAUGCUUUCACCAGCUCUGAUGUCUAUGUUGCCGGUGAUAUGGUUACCAUGACUGAUGGUCGUAUUUGCUGGCCGUACGUCAGCAUGGAGUGGGAUCUGUCGCAGGCGGUUGGGUAUGGUACUGCUGCGACUUAUAAGAAGAUGUCUUUUGCUUGCAUGAGCACUGGAGAUGCCACCAACACGACCACUGCUGCCGAGAGUACUUAUACUGCUUCUGCUAAGACUACGUCAGCUGCUGUUGCCGAGACCUCUGCUGCCGCGGAGACUACUUCUGCUGCCGUUGAGACGACUACUGCUGCCGCGGAGACGACUACUGCUGCAGCUGAGACCACCGCCGCCGAAACCACCGCCGCUGCUGAGACUUCUGCUGCUGUUGAGACUACCGUUGCUGCCCAGACCACUGCCGCGGCCGUCGAGACCAUCCCUGCCGCUCAAUCCACUUCUGCCCCCGCUGAACAGGCCGUCCAGGCUGUGACUACCUUUGCCACCCAGGCCCGUCAGUCCUCUCAGCCCAGCAGCGUUGUGGCCACCCCCAGCAGCGUUGUGAGUGCCCAAGCCAUCCCUACCGGCAGCGCUCAGGAUACUCUGGACUUUAUCCGGGCCGUGUUCAGAUUCUUGGUCGGCAGCAACUAA
Messenger RNA from Penicillium cataractarum, 1908 nucleotides. RefSeq lists its product as uncharacterized. NCBI's taxonomy places the organism in Eukaryota, Fungi, Ascomycota, Eurotiomycetes, Eurotiales, Aspergillaceae. The record is from RefSeq and is a predicted model, not a curated record. The transcript is spliced from 2 exons. The coding region runs from base 1 to 1908 and encodes 635 amino acids.